Rotaria sp. Silwood1 is the source of this 483-nucleotide messenger RNA. Lineage: Eukaryota; Metazoa; Rotifera; Eurotatoria; Philodinida; Philodinidae. The record is from the annotation of a GenBank genome assembly.
AUGUUUGCUGAAUUAGAUAUUGCUGAUCAUCUUGCAGCUACUGAUACACCACAAACAGCUAAAGAAUUAGCACAAAAACAAGAAUGGAAUAGUGAAUUUCUUUGUCAACUUUUAUGUAGUGUGGCUGAUGCUGAUAUUGAUGGUCGUUUUCUCACAUCAAAUCAUCCAACUUCACAUUAUUUACCUAAUUUAUUACGUGAUGGUUCGAGCAAAGAUACUUUUAUUCAACGAGUAACUAAUAAUGAAGCAAUAUUCGAUUUCUUGAAAACAGAAGAAAAUACAAAUAUCGCUCAUAAUUGUAACGAAACCAUGACAAGUAUGUCAUCCUAUCAUAGUCAAUAUAUUGUUAAUAGUGUUGAUUUUGAUCGAUUUAAUACAAUCGUUGAUAUCGGUGGUGGUUUAGGUUGUCUUUUACCUCAUAUACUUGAAAAAUAUUCAACAAUCAAACAAGGUAUUUGUUUUGAUUUACCUAAUGUUAUUUAA